AUGCCACCCCGCAGCUCCGUCUCGUACUUCGGCGCCGGCCCCGCCCCGCUCCCCACCCCCGUCAUCGAGUCCGCCGCAGCAGUCCUGACAAACUACCGGGACAGCGGGCUGGGACUGGCCGAAAUCUCCCACCGCUCUCCCACGGCUAACCAAAUCCUCGCGGACACCAAGGCGAAUCUAAUAACGCUGCUUGACAUUCCUGAGGACGAGUAUGAGAUCUUGUUCAUGCAGGGAGGCGGGUGUGGGCAGUUUAGUGCCGUUGUGUAUCACUUAGUGGGUGUGUGGGUCGAGAGGAAGAGGAGGGGGAUUGCUGCUGCUGCUGCCGCUGCUGCUGCCGCUGAGGGGAAGGAUGUGGAUGAGGCGGAGGUGGAGAGGGAGCUGAAGAGGAUGGUGCGGGAGGACCUUAAGAUGGAUUAUCUGGUUACGGGCUCGUGGUCGCUGAAGGCCAUGCAGGAGGCGAAGAGAUUGUGUGGGGAGCGGUUUGUCAAUGUGGCGGCUGAUGCGAGGCAGGAGAACGGCGGGAAGUUCGGGACUAUUCCGGACGAGAAGGAGUGGAGGCUCACGAAGACGAGGAGGGAGGGCGGGAAGGGCAGCGCGCCGGCUUUUGUCUACUAUUGCGACAAUGAGACGGUGGAUGGGGUUGAGUUUCCUGGGUUUCCGGCGGUGCUGGAAGCGCGGGACGGGGAGGAGGAUGAGAGGCUUGUUGUCGCGGACAUGAGUUCGAACUUCCUAAGCAGGACGAUUGACGUGCGGAAGUUUGCGGUGAUCUUCGCCGGAGCCCAGAAGAACGUGGGCAUCGCCGGAAUCACGCUUGUCAUCAUCCGCAAGUCCCUCCUCCCCCCCCAAACGGCAACCCCAUCCCCAGACCUCCUCCGCAGACUCGAAGUCGGCAGCCUGCCCGGCCCCACAGUGCUGGACUACGGCGCCAUCGCCAAGAACAACUCCCUCUAUAACACCCUGCCCAUCUUCAACCUCUGGAUCGCCGGCGAGGUCAUGGCCCAUCUGGUAAAGACGUAUGGAGACCAGAAAGUGGGCGGACAGGAGGAGGUUGCGAACCACAAGGCGGCGCUCUUGUACGGAGCGCUGGAUAAAUACCCGCAGAUAUAUGGUAUCGUGCCGCAGCGGAACGUGCGAAGUCGGAUGAAUAUUUGCUUCCGUGUCUCUGGCGGUGAUGCGGAGAAGGAGAAGGGGUUUCUGGCUGGGGCGGAGAGGAAGCUGCUCCAGGGGUUGAAGGGGCAUCGGAGCGUGGGUGGGAUACGGAUUAGCAAUUACAAUGCGGUGCCCGUUGAGAAUGUGGAGAAGUUGGUGCGUUAUCUGGAGGAUUAUGCGAAUGGGCGGGGGUGA
Paracoccidioides brasiliensis Pb18 is the source of this 1344-nucleotide messenger RNA. RefSeq names its product phosphoserine transaminase. Gene Ontology annotation, biological process: L-serine biosynthetic process. The transcript is spliced from 2 exons. Gene Ontology annotation, cellular component: cytoplasm. Gene Ontology annotation, molecular function: pyridoxal phosphate binding; O-phospho-L-serine:2-oxoglutarate transaminase activity. The record is from RefSeq and is a predicted model, not a curated record. Bases 1 to 1344 code for a protein of 447 amino acids.